Messenger RNA from Heterocephalus glaber (naked mole-rat), 3726 nucleotides. It is a transcript of the gene Nufip1, whose product is annotated as nuclear FMR1 interacting protein 1. Gene Ontology annotation, biological process: box C/D snoRNP assembly. NCBI's taxonomy places the organism in Eukaryota, Metazoa, Chordata, Mammalia, Rodentia, Bathyergidae. The record is from RefSeq and is a predicted model, not a curated record. Gene Ontology annotation, cellular component: nucleus. Gene Ontology annotation, molecular function: RNA binding.
AGUGACGCUUAAAGUCCGUUCCACAGUCGCACGUUGAGCUCCCUACCUGGAGAGCGGCAUGGCAGAGCCGGCGGGUGAUUUCGGGACUCCUGCUGGUUGGCUUCCAGCCCCUGACCUAGGGUCCCUAAGGGACACCACCCCGCGUCGGGACAACCAGGCAUUCUGGGCGAUGCUACCACCCCCGCCUCCUCCUUCAUCCUCUCCUCUCGCGUCCGGGUCAGAGCCUUUCACCAGGGUGCAGCCUCCUAUGGAGGUACAGUCUCUCUCCGGGGCGCCACCUCCCUUCGACGCCCAGAUUCUUCCUGGGGCGCAGCCCCCCUUCGACGCCCAGUCCCUCCUUGAUUCUCAGCCUCAACUCAGCGGCCGGCCUUAUAAUUUCCAGGGUUCGACAUCAUGGUACUGGGGACAGCCUGUUGAUAGUUUCCCUCGACAUCACAAACCCCACAACCGUCCAGGUAACUAUUCUUAUUUUCCACAAAAAUAUGAUCCAAAGUUCACUGACUUCAACUUCCCUCCCAGCAAAAAACAGAAAAAAAAGAAAAGAAAGGAACCAGUUUUUCACUUUUUUUGUGACACCUGUGAUCGUGGUUUUAAAAAUCAAGAAAAGUAUGACAAACACAUGUCUGAACAUACAAAAUGUCCUGAAGUAGAUUGUUCUUUUAGUGCACAUGAGAAGAUUGUCCAGUUUCAUUGGAGAAAUAUGCAUGCUCCUGGUAUGAAGAAGAUCAAGUUAGACACCCCAGAGGAGAUUGCAAGAUGGCGGGAAGAAAGAAGAAAAAACUACCCAACUCUGGCGAAUAUUGAAAGGAAGAAAAAGUUAAAACUUGAAAAGGAAAAGAGAGGAGAAGUAUUAACAACAACACAGUAUGGCAAGAUGAAGGGAAUGUCCAGGCAUUCACAGAUGACAAAGAUGAGAAGUCCUGGGAAACAUCACAAGUGGAAAAAUGAUGGUGCUAAACAGAGACCAGUCAAUGGAUCAGGCAAUCAUUUCUGUGGUUCCAAGACUGAAAGUCCACCUGAGGCAAAUGCAGAUCCUCUUGGUGUUUUGAUAAACAGUGAUUCUGAGUCUGAUGAGGAGAAACCACAACAAAUAGUCAUACCUAAGGAAGUGACACCAGCCUUGUGUUCACUAAUGAGCAGCUAUGGCAGUCUUUCAGGAACAGAGAGUGAGCCAGAAGAAACUCCCAUCAAGACUGAAGCAGAUGUUCUGGCGGAAAACCAGGUGGUUCUGGCAGAAAACCAGAUAAAUAGCACUACUCCUAAGAGUCUAAGACAAGAUGUUAAAGCAACUGUUAGAAAUUUCUCAAGAGCCAAGUGUGAAAACCAACAAAAAGGUUUUAAAAGGACAAAUUCUAAGAGGAAAAAAGAUUGUCACAACUAUCAAACAUUAUUUGAACCAAGAACACACCAUCCAUAUCUCCUGGAAAUGCUUCUAGCUCCGGACAUUCGACAUGAAAGAAAUGUGAUUUUGCAGUGUGUUCGGUACAUCAUCAAAAAAGACUUUUUUGGACUUGAUAUAAAUUCUGCGAAAACUAAAGAUGUAUAGUUCCCAUCAGUUUCAGCACAUAGUUGAUACAUUAUAAGACAGUACUAUCUUCAAGUUAGUAGAGGAAAACCAAAAACCUUUUUUUCCUCAAAAAACUGGAUUAAUAAUUAAACUUUAAGCCUCCAUAUUAUGUUGGAUUUUCAAAUCUUUUCUUUGAUUCUAUGCAAAUAAAUACAUGGCUAAUUUUUUUUUUUAAAAAAAAGACUAUGUCUGUAUCACUGGGAUUGUGUAUAGUAUUUGCUGGGAGAAUUUUUCUUUUUAUUUGUAUUCAUUUUAUACAUUGCUCUCAGGUAAGGAAGAUUGUUGUUGUACCAGUUAAGAAUUGGAAAUACUGGUUUAGUAACAAGGAAGACAGUUUUUUAACUGCUUAAUUCGACUAAGCAAAAUUGGGCAGAGAAAUACAGUUUGUUUUCAAUGCAGAUGAUCCACUCUAACUGUAACAAAGGGAAAUAUUUUAAACAAACUGGAUCAAAUUAACAUAGAAGUUCUUGAAAUUUAAAUUUUUCUUGUUUGUAUUAGCUCUACUUAAUAGUUCAAAUAUUGAAUGUUUGAAAUGUUAAUACAGAUAUAUCCUCUGUAUGUUUAUAUUUAAUUGGAGUGAAUUUUGAAAAUAUAGUUCAGAAUCAUAUCUUUGUUUUUCUAUGAAAAACUAAUGUAUACUUAAUGAGAUUCAACUGAUUUCUUUUAGCAGAAAGAGUAGUUUGUGAAAUAAUGUGAAUAAUCAUCUGUUUUAAGGUUUAGUUAAAAUUUGUCUUAUGAAGGUAGUAAUUGAACCCUGUAAAUGUUUUUAAAGUACUGAGAUUUUUUUGUCUCUUCUAAUACCAGGGAAUUUGAUCUUAUGUUGUAGCAUUUUGCUAGCUAUAGCUAUAACUACCUUAUUGACAUAUAGCGAAAAGGGGCUAGGUUUUUAUAAACCAGACUGUUUUUUAGUUGAAAAAUUAGUUUUCUCUGACAUUGUGAUUACUGAAGUUCACUAAUCUUGCCUGCAAGAGAAAGUAGGGAAGCACACAGCAGAUCUUAAGAAGGUCUCUAUUAGUAUUGUUUUUCUCUAAACUCCUGGAAUGCCUGACAUGUAGCACUAGUAACAUCACAGAUCUGGGAUUAAGAUUCGUGUUUAGUUGUUGUUUUCCAUCGUGUAACCACCUUUCCAAACAUUUUUUCUCUUGUUUCACUCUACUCCAGUAUGUCUCAUAUUUUGGAAAUCAUCUGCCCAGUGCAUUAAUUAAAACAGUUUAUAUAACAUUGUUGAGAGCUUACUUUUGUGCCUCUUUGUACCUGUAUUGAAGGUAUAAAAAUAUAAGGCCUUGCCUGAUUUCAAGGAACUCAGUUCAGAGUUUAUAUAUUCAAUGAAGGGAUACCCAAACCAACACAUCUCAUCAGGGUGAAGUAACCUAUAUUACACUGAGUUUGUAGUAUUUUAAAACACGAUGCAGUCUGCAGUUUUAUCACUAGUUAUCAUGCAAAUCCCACAGGCUUAAAGUUUACAAAUGCAUCCAUAGAUUCCUGGACUACUUUCAUAGCCCACCACUCUCCAGGAAUGGGCUUUAAGGUGCUGUAAUGUGUAUUGUAUAAACAACUUUAUUUCCAAUAUUUCUUGUUUUCUAAUAAAUGUAUUUAAGACUGAAAAUGCUUCUGUGAGUAUUGCCUUGGCUAUGUCUGAAUCUUAAGCUGUGAAGACUAUUGUUUCUAAUGAGUAAUUUUAUUAUAUUUAACCUAGGAAUUAUUUAAAAGUAUGUUUAAAAUUUCCAAUUGGAUAGAAUGUAGCCUCUAUAGUUUCUAUGUUAGGGAAUACAUGAUCAAUAUUUGUAAAUAUUCUAUGAGUUGUAGGGAUGGGGUGCUUUGUUUUGAAUACAAGGUUUUUUAAAUUUAGUUUAUUAAUUGUUCAAACCUAUAUUCCUGUCUUACUGCUCUUUUUUUUUUGGUACCGGUUAUCGAACUCGAGACCUUGCACUUGUGAGGUAGGCGGCGGAACCGCUGAGCUAAAUCCCUGGCCCUCUUAUUGCUGAUUUUAUCAACAUUUCAGAGAUAUGAAAGCAUCAUAUGAUUGUUUACAAGUAGUAUCUUUUAUAAUACUCUUCUUUGUUGUAAAGUGAUUUCAAGGCCAGAGUAAACUACAUAGACCUUGUCUCAAAAAACAACAACAACAAAAAAAGACCAUGAAAGGUAAACUUAAAAAAAAA